Messenger RNA from Pistacia vera, 1219 nucleotides. RefSeq names its product transcription factor MYB92-like. The transcript has 3 exons. The record is from RefSeq and is a predicted model, not a curated record. Lineage: Eukaryota; Viridiplantae; Streptophyta; Magnoliopsida; Sapindales; Anacardiaceae. The coding region runs from base 38 to 1039 and encodes 333 amino acids.
AAUCUUUCCUACACUCAACAGAGUUUGAAGAUUAAACAUGGGUAGAUCUCCUUGUUGUGACGAGAGUGGCCUCAAGAAAGGUCCCUGGACCCCUGAAGAAGACCAAAUACUUGUCAAAUAUAUUCAAAAACAAGGCCAUGGAAGCUGGAGAGCCCUCCCCAAACUUGCAGGUCUUAACAGAUGUGGGAAGAGCUGUAGAUUGAGAUGGACUAAUUAUUUAAGGCCUGAUAUCAAGAGAGGGAAGUUUUCGCCUGAAGAAGAAGAAACAAUCCUCAAUCUUCAUUCAAUUCUUGGCAACAAAUGGUCAGCAAUUGCGAGCCACCUACCAGGGAGGACUGAUAAUGAGAUCAAAAACUUCUGGAACACUCAUCUGAAGAAGAAACUGAUUCAGAUGGGAUUUGAUCCAAUGACUCACCGGCCAAGAACCGAUAUCUUCUCGAGCUUGCCUCAUCUUAUAGCUUUGGCUAACUUAAAGGAGUUCAUGGAUAAUCACUCUUGGGAAGAGCAGGCUGUGAGAUUACAAGCAGAAAUGAGUAAAUUGCAGUACUUACAAUGCCUCCUUCAACCCUCAUCUGGUUCAGUUCCGACAAGCCAAACUUCUGCUUUUGAUAUGGACACCAUUAAUCUUUUGAACUCACUUUCUUCAAUCAAAGAGAAUAAUAACAACAACUCCCCAAACCGUUUAAAUUUAUCACCCCAACUGGAUAUAGGAGCUGCCUCUCUUCAAUCUCUCAACAACUCAAUCACUUUCUCUCAUAUGCCAAAUUUACAAGUCCCUUGUAGCUUUCAAACAACUCUAAACAGCAAGGAUACAAUUCAAGCUCCUGACCAGUUUCCUUCUGUUUCAAUAAACUCACCUAAUUCUCCAUGGCAGCAGCUUGCUCCAUCUUCAACACCAACACAAUCUCCUCUUUCCAUGGCUCUGCCGCCUCCGUUAACCGACGCUUCCAUCAAGUACAACACUUUGGGGGAUGCUUGUAGUACUUCAGUUUGGCCUGAUCUCCUCCUUGAAGACCCUUUGUUUCAUGAGAUUGCUUAGUUAAUUUCUAGAUAUAUAGCAUGAGUGUGAGACUACUGCAGGUUUGGAGUUAAUUCUAUACAACCACCUUAAUGUAUAUUAUAUCUUCCCUCUAGUCCGUCCAUUUUAUGUAUAAUUCUUCCUCCCUCAUAGACAUCAAACAUGUGAUCACUUUUUCUCAUCAAUAUAUAUUAGAUAUAA